Harpegnathos saltator (Jerdon's jumping ant) is the source of this 1978-nucleotide messenger RNA. It is a transcript of the gene TTLL15, whose product is annotated as tubulin tyrosine ligase-like 15. Bases 380 to 1921 code for a protein of 513 amino acids. Lineage: Eukaryota; Metazoa; Arthropoda; Insecta; Hymenoptera; Formicidae. Gene Ontology annotation, biological process: protein modification process. The transcript is spliced from 5 exons. The record is from RefSeq and is a predicted model, not a curated record.
AAAAUAAUCUCAUUUAUAAAUUAGAUCAUUUAAUUCCAGAAAAAACUUAUAAAUCGCAACAAGAGGGGAAUGAUUUACACGAAUCCAGGAAAGUUUUGGCGUUGUGUAUUAUAUAAUUUCCUACGCUUAUAUAACUCUAUAAUUAUAUAUUUUCUUGUAUCUUCUCACAAAAUCAAAAGAGCGAAAAUGAAACUGCUCAAUUACGCAAAGAAAAUCAUCCGACGUAUAGCCGCGUUCACCAACAUUCGUCGUCCCAUGUGGAGGACGACCGGUGAAGCGGGGAUGAGUUACAACGAACGGUACUUUCACACGAUGUUAUUCGAAAGUAAACACGCCUCGGGACGAACUGUACGGCGGAGUCAGUUUUGUACUUACUUGAAUGAAGAUUAUUAUGUCGGCUGAAAGGGAACAUAGAGAAGAGCAGGAUAAAGAGGAAGUAGGAUGCGUUGUAAGAAAGCGAAUCAUGAACCUGAAGAUGAAGACAGCUUUGAAAAUUUUUCUGUCUUCCGCGGCAGGCCCGUUGAUCCUCUACGGUGUGUUCCUCAUGUACGAGCGUUACCAAGUGCAUAUGACCCUGUCCGUAGUAAAAGUCGAUGAAAAUCACCGACCCAGGUUCUGGGUGUAUACCAGGCAUAACAACACCGGUUACCUGAAGCAUGUGCGCACGGUGCUGUCGCGACUUGGUUAUCGCGAGAGCGGCAACGAGUCCGAUUGGGACUUGCUGUGGGCCCACGAUUACCCGUUCCGCACGUUGUCCGCGAGUCUGCACAGGUUGCAGCAACAUCAACGUGUGAACCAUUUCCCCGGCUGUGGUUACGUCACGAACAAGGUGGACCUGUCGGUGUCAGCUGGGCGGUACAUACCGGCGGCCUUCAGGAUGCCCGACGAUCGAGAGCGAUUUCUCCGUUACAUGGACGUAAAUCCCGGCAAGAAGUUUGUGCAAAAGUCGAACGACCACCGAGGCAUUCGUCUAGUCAACAGCCACGACCUCACCGAUGCUGACCUCACCGACGGCAUCUUUGUGCAGGAGUUCAUCGAGCGACCGUACCUCGUGGACGGUUACAAGUUCGACGUCGGCCUGUACAUCGUCGUUACAUCCGUGGAUCCGUUGCGACUCUACAUCUACAAGGGCGACGUGCUCUUCCGCUUCUGCCCGGUCGCGUAUUAUCCUUUCGAUGCCGAGGUUUUGGAUAAAUACGUAGUCGGCGAUGACUACUUGCCGAUCUGGAAGGUGCCAUCCUUAAAGAAAUAUUACACAGAACUCGGUUACUCGAUGAAGGAUUCGUUCGACGCUUAUGUCCGUGAGCAGGGCAAAGACCCCGCAGAGAUGUGGGAACGGGCGUACGAAGCUAUCCGAGAGGUCUUCCUGAUGAAGGAAGCUCAGAUCAGGGAGGUGUCCAGGCGUAUCGGCAACGGCAGGAAUUUUUUCGAACUCAUGCGAUUCGACCUGGUGCUCGACGAGGACCUCAAUGUCUAUACGAUGGAAGCAAAUAUGUCGCCGAAUCUGUCGUCCGCACAUUACCCGCCGAAUCAGCUGCUUUACGAGCAGGUCAUAUUCAACACACUCGCGCUGGUUGGCGUCAGCAAGAGAAUCAGGAGGGGAUCUCUGAGGACGAGAAGUAAAGCGGAGAAAGAUAUGGAGGUAGCCGAUAAGAACAUCGUGGUGUUGCCGGAGCUCUGCAGAGAAUGCGAGGAUUGCUUCCGCGUGGAAUGCCAAUUAUGUAGGCAGUGCUUCACGCCGGAAAUGCAGUUGAUCUUGUCGCAGAGUUAUUUGGAACACCAGAACCGCAUGGACUUUCAACGAAUCUUCCCGCCUUCUAUAAGAAAAGACAUGAUCUUGAAAAAUUACACGCUCAGGAAUCAGCUGCUUGUCAGGUGGUACCAGGGGAAAUGUGAAUUGGACAAGACGUGGUGCAUUUGAUGUUCAGAAGACGAGUGAAGGUACUGAACGAAUCGAAAGCACAUCGUAAAGAGCACU